Messenger RNA from Cutaneotrichosporon oleaginosum, 578 nucleotides. RefSeq lists its product as uncharacterized. NCBI's taxonomy places the organism in Eukaryota, Fungi, Basidiomycota, Tremellomycetes, Trichosporonales, Trichosporonaceae. The record is from RefSeq and is a predicted model, not a curated record.
CAUUCUUCAACCCGUCCCCUUCCUCUUUCAAGCCCAACUCACCACACUCGUUAUUCAACAUCAUGGCUUACAGCUGGCCCUCGAUUGUGCAGCUUGUUGUUUUCGGGCUCGUCGCUCUUCUCAGCGUGAUCCAAGCCAUCUUAGGCAUCGUUGUGAUCGUGGCUGGCUACUGGCCUGGCAUUGGCGGCCUCCUGUAUGCCCUAAUCACUCUUGGCUACUGCAUCCUCAUCUUUGUGGCACACAAGCGUUCCCACGUUGCUCUCUUGACCACAAAGUCCGAUAUUAUCAUUGCCUCGGUCCUCUGCGUAGUCGGCCUCAUCGUCGCCAUAUUCUGCGGCAUUGUCGGCAUCGGCACCUUUGUUCUUCUCCUCGGCAUCACCAUCUUCGAGUCCGUUUACGUUGGCACACGCAAGAUCUCGGGCAAGUGGACGAUGACACUGUACGACCUCGCCGACGUUGACGUGACCGGUGGCAGCGUCAAGCAGACCCACCAGGUGCACCAGCCCCAGCCCCAGCAGUUCGCAUAAGCGGAGAGCUCCGUCCGAGAGGAGUGUAGUGUACUACGCAGGAUGCCCCAA